GAGAGGGCUGCUUGUUAUCAAAUUUAUACUAAUUUAUUCCAUUUAUACUAAUGUUAAUGUCUGAGAAGAAGUUUAAGGAGAAGAAUAUAGUGAAUCAUGUUAUUUAAGUAGAACCGAUUAAUUGGAAGGUAAACCUGGGACUACCUAAUGUGGAGAUAGAGUACCAUGAAUAGAAUCUUGGAUAUUUUAAAGAAAGAUGAAAAUUGACUUUUUUAUUGAGUGCCUAGAUGUGUCAGCUGUGCUAGGCAUCAGGGAUAUAGUGUUGAGGAAAGUUGCUCGUGGUCUUUAUAACUUAGCAUUUCUGUAACUUGGCUGUCUGCUCUCCACCUGCCAAAGUCUGAGAAUCAGAAUUGUUAGAUAAUGAUCAGUGUAUGGGAAUUCCCUCCAAACUGAAUUUGGAGUUGAUACGUAGAAUGACAAAUGAAAUGAGAUACUGACGAGCUGUGCAGAAGAAAAGCUCUCUCAAAGGAGAUGGGAACGAAUUUCUAAAAAGUCAUCAGUUUGAUGGUCAUGGUAAUUCUUGGUAUUUGAGAGAAUCAUUUGAAUAGUGUAGUAGAGGUUAUAGGAGAUUGUGGGUUCAGUGGUAACAGAAAGGAAGGUGAUAAUUCAUUUAAGGAAAGUGGCUGUGAAAAGGACAAAUAGAGACCACCGUAAGUAGACAGGACAGCAGAAUCAAACAGGGUGGUUUUGAUUUUGUUUGACAGAUAGUGCACAGGCAUUUGAAGGCUAAAGAGCAGUUGUCAGGUGUGGACAUGCAGGCUCUUUCUAGUGUCUUUCAGGUAGCCUUUGCAGAUUUUUGGAGCAUAUUGUGUGUUCUUGGUUUGAGUUCAUUAAAUAUUAAGUUUAGUAAUCCUCUGUGUACUUGUGACAAUCUGUAUUCUAGUUUGCCUUUGCUCAUUUUAGUGUAAGCUUAGAUAUUAAAGUAUGCAUGUUUUAAAAUGUAAAAUACAUGUUGAACCAGGAAUGAUUGAGGUUGGAAGGCAUUUCCAAAUUGAAUCUUUAAUCUGCUGUGUUUAAAAUUGUGAAUUUGUGUAGUAGGUUAAGUUUAUACUUGUAGGUAUGUCAAAAAAGUAGGGGCACCUGGUUUGCUCAGUCAGUAGAGGAUGUGACUCUUGAUCUCGGAGUCAUGAGUUCAAGCCCCACGUUGAGCAUGGAACCUGCUUUGAAAAAAUGGUGAAAAGAUAUAUAUUUAUUGAAUUUAACAUACCUAGUUAAGUUAGUUUCUGUUUUUAGGAUAUUAUUUGAGAUGAGUAGCCUUGUAUCUGCUUUUUGGGAAAACCUUUUUUAGAGAUUUGUACAUGACUUUUCAUUCCUGUUCAGUUAUUAAAACUGGCUAUUUUGCCACCUUGACUUUGAUAGUGUUAGGAGAAAUGACAUUACUGUUCAUUGUUGUUCUGAACAGAUUGCUGUAAUCAGUAGGCCAACCCUGCACCUGCAGCAGUUCUUACAGUUUUGACUAGACUGUAUUUUAACUCUUUGUUGAGAUUUGCAUAGUUUAAUAUUUUUCUAUGCUUACUGGGAUUUUUGAGGGUAGGGAAUGAUUUCAAAACUUGAAAUGGAUACUGUGGGAAAGGGACAGUCUGUUGAUUUGGAGAAUUGAGUUGUAGCAAUUAUGAAGCUUCCCUUACCAACAAAUUUUCUUCAUCCUAUUUAGAGAUUUAUUAGCCUACCUGUAUGGAGCUUCCAGCUUUCUCUCUAAUGAGUUGGGCAUUAUAAAACAUAAAAUUGGUUCCAAAUUUUAAAAUAUUUAUCCAAAGAAAUUAAAUGACAGUACAUUAACUUAAUCUGAGUUAUGUGAAUUGUACAGAAAAAAAGAGAUGAUUUUGGUUGGUUAUAAUUUGCUAAAGCAUGCCUCUCCUUGCAAGCAUCAGAGGUUGAUGAGUGGGAUGUUAGUUGUUUAGAGUACGUAUAUAUAUUUUUUAGGAUUAUUUUUUAUUUACUUAUUCUGAGAGCACACAUGCGAGUGCAGGGAGGGGCAGAGAGAGAGGAUCCCAAGCAGGCUCCAUGCUGUCAGCACAGAGCCCGACUUAGGGCUCAGUCCCAUGAACCAUGAGAUUGUGACUUGAGCUGAAACCAAGAGUUGGAUUCGUAACUGAUGGAGCCACCAAGGCUCCCCAAGGUACACAUUUUUAGUGUAAUAAGGCCAAUAAUACCUGUUGUUUAAUGAAAAAAACUUUGUGGUAGAUUUAUUCAGAUAGAAAUUUUGACAUAAAGUGAUGAUCGCAGUUCCCCUCUGUUUUAAAUGUUUCAGUGACUACUUUUGCUAUUUUUUAAAAAUGUUUAUAUUAAGGUAUAGUUCACAUACAAUGAUAUACUGAUUGCAGGUGCAUAAUGUAGUGAUUUGACAAUUCUGUCACCACAAUAAGUGUAGUUACCAUCUGUCAUCUGUACACAUUUUGUUGUGUUAUUUUUCAAAGACAUUUAGAAGCAAACAUUUCUACAGAAUAGACCAUAAGAAUACUUUUCACCUAAGUGUAAUGUUUUGUGUUUUUUUUUGGGGGGGGGGGGGUGUUAAUUAGUUUUCUUAAAGCUUUUAAUAAAGUGAUAGAAACCAGUAUUCUUGCAACUAAAAAAUAAAAAUUUAGUGGGCAUUGCACAAAAUACUUUUCAUGUAUUUUCCGAAACCUGUACCUUUGUUUUGAUCCUUUAACAUUUUGGAUACGUAUGUGUUCGUACUUAGAAAUUAGAGAUUUCUUCUUGGCUUAAGUAAAAUCUUGAAGGAUUGGUUUAUAUUUAGAUUUCCUGGCUUGAUUUUUGGAAGGUAAUUUUCUAGGAUUAAGAUUGUUAGAAGAAAUUAUUGCUGUUACAGCAAAGCCUUUCAUUUCAAAUCUUUUACUGGUUGUUGGAGCCGUUUGAAUGGCUCAUCAUUAGUGAGGGAAGGGAUCUCCUUUUUCUUUCCGAUGGAAUGUAGUUUUAACUUAGCCGCAAAGGAUAUUUUCCUCUUGGUCUCCUUUCUGGUGCUGCUGGGAGCAUGGGAGAUGGAUAUAGGCUGUCACCCCUGUGGCUACAGCUCCAUCUGGCAGCAAUAAAAAAGGCUGCUGAGACUGAAAGCCCCUGAAAGGAACAUGUCUUUUACUUUGAGUGGUAGCCCCUGGGAGGACAUGUAUGCCCAGGACUCUAUAGAGCUACUAACAACAUCUGGCAUCCAGUUUAAAAAACAUGAGGAGGAAGGAAUCGAGACCCAGUACUUCGCAGAACUUCUUAUGACAUCGGGAGUGGUCCUCUGCGAAGGGGUCAAAUGGUUAUCAUUUCAUAGUGGUUAUGACUUUGGCUAUUUAAUCAAAAUCCUGACCAACUCUAACUUGCCUGAAGAAGAACUUGACUUCUUUGAGAUCCUUCGAUUAUUUUUUCCUGUCAUAUAUGAUGUGAAGUACCUCAUGAAGAGCUGCAAAAAUCUCAAAGGUGGUUUACAGGAAGUUGCUGAACAGUUAGAGCUGGAACGGAUAGGACCACAGCAUCAAGCAGGAUCUGAUUCGUUGCUCACAGGAAUGGCCUUUUUCAAAAUGAGAGAAAUGUUCUUUGAAGAUCAUAUUGAUGAUGCCAAAUAUUGUGGUCAUUUGUAUGGCCUUGGUUCUGGUUCAUCCUAUGUACAGAAUGGCACAGGGAAUGCAUAUGAAGAGGAAGCCAACAAGCAGUCAUGACAUGAAAUAGUCCUUUUAUUUUUAUUUGAGCUACACACAAGCUUGGAUAUAGGUUUUAUCUCUGGUUGAAUCCCUUGAACGAUAGAUGAUACUAUUUUUUUUUUUCUUUCAUAGCCCAUUUUAUUUUCUGCCUUCCAGUACUAGUAUAACCAUUCCUAUCUCAGAUCUUAAUAACUAGAAAAGCAUUCAGGUUAAAUUUGGCCUUAAUAUACUUGUUAGCAGGCAUGUGUGACAGAGAGUGGGGAAAGCUGCAUCAUAUUGAGUAUUUUGAUAAACUUUACCUGCUUGGGCUUGGUUUGUUUUUCCCCCUUCGUAAAUUAACUAGCACUGACUGUAAUUUAUUUCCCUGUUUCAUGUCUCCCUUCCAUUCUACAGGAGUUUUAGCUAUUUUGAGAUUGUGGACCAUCAAUUUUGCACUUUAGAGAGUGAUUCUGACUCAAAUCCUCUGUUUUAUCAGAAAUUUUGGCUUUUCUUGCUCUUAGCUGGAAAAAUGACCAUCUGCCAAUCUUAUACAGUAUUUACUUGUUUUUGACCCAUGGAAAUAGCACACGCAUUGUGCAAACGGUUGAUUCAGCAAGACUACAAAAAAAAAAAAAAAGACAAAAAAACUACUGAGGAGCUUAGUAACUGCUGUUUCUGUACGUAGUGUUUCAUCUUCCAAGCACAUCUAGUGUCUGUCAGUGUCUCAUUGGCAUGUGUAGGCUGCUCUGACCGAAGAAUUUUUCAAACCAGCUUUACACCCUUCAGGAACAAUCCCUUGUGAUUGGAUAUUUAGUGUCUGCCAGGAAACUGGUAUCCAAGAUAUUGAAGCUGCAGUUAUUUUAUGAUAGCACACUUCCCUUUGAUCUGCUUCUUUUUAUUCUGUCACUGUUUACCCUGUUUUUAAUUUUUAAAAAAUUGUAUAGCCAUGCUUAACAACACUCUUACUUUGUUGAUUCCACAAAUCAGUUUCUUUAAAGUCCAAAGAUAGCAAGUCUUUAGGUAUAUUUUGUACCAGAUUAAAUUAGAAGAAGAAAAAAUUGUGCUUUCAUAGUUGUUACAAAGAUGAAUAAUGCAGAGAUUUGGUGCACAACAACAAAAUACAAAAAUAUAUUCUAUAUAUAAAGUCAUAUAUAUACGUACACACAUAUGUACAUAUAUAUAUGUACG
Messenger RNA from Acinonyx jubatus (cheetah), 4790 nucleotides. RefSeq names its product CCR4-NOT transcription complex subunit 7 (gene CNOT7). Gene Ontology annotation, molecular function: poly(A)-specific ribonuclease activity; nucleic acid binding. Bases 3066 to 3641 code for a protein of 191 amino acids. The record is from RefSeq and is a predicted model, not a curated record. Gene Ontology annotation, cellular component: CCR4-NOT complex; P-body; CCR4-NOT core complex. The transcript is spliced from 5 exons. NCBI's taxonomy places the organism in Eukaryota, Metazoa, Chordata, Mammalia, Carnivora, Felidae.